UACGAGCUCAGGGCAAUCCACUUGCCUCAGCCUCCCAGAGUGCUAGGAUUACAGGCGUGAACCACUGCACCAGACCCAAGUAGGUUCUUUUAAGUGACUGACGAGAGACCCAUAUGGCUGCUUCCUCAACAUUCCUUGUUCUCAUCUCUCUCCUCUGCCAGCUUACAGGUCCAGCAGUCUCCGGAGCCCUAAAGGAGCUAGUCGGUGCCCUUGGUGGGUCUGUGACUUUUCCCCUAAACAUCACAGGAAAGCAGGUGGACACUGUUGUCUGGAGCAUCAACACAACGGUUCUUGUCACCAUACAGCCAAUAGGAAACAAACAACCCAAAGUCAUAGUGACCCAAAAUCGUAAUAAGGAAAGGAUGGAGUUCCCACCUGGGGGUGAACUGAAGCUCAGCAACCUGAAGAAGAGUGACUCAGGUGCCUACUGUGCACAGAUAUACAGUUCCUCCUCCCCUCCCAUCACCCAGGAGUAUGUGCUACGUGUCUAUGAGCAUCUGUCAAAGCCCAAAGUCAUCGUGGGUCUGCAGAGCAGUAAGAAUGGCAGCUGCACAACCAAUCUGACAUGCUUUAUGGAACACAGAGGAGAAGAUGUUACUUACAGCUGGAAGGUCCUGGGGGAAGCAGCCAAUGAGACCCAUGAUAACUCCAUCCUCCCUGUCUCCUGGAACCUGGGGGAGAAGGACAUGACUUUCAUCUGCAUAGCCAGGAACCCCAUCAGCAGCAACUCCUCAAGCCCCAUCCUUGUCAGGAAGCUCUGUGAAGGUGACCCAGAUUCCUCCAUGGUCUUCCUGUGUUUCCCGCUGAUGCUCAUGCUGCUCAUUAUCCUGGUACUGGGGCUAGUUCUUUUGUGUAUGCAGAAAGAAAGAAGAAUAGAGUUCAUUAAAGAAAAGAAGAGGAUGGACAUUCAUCAGGAAAUUCCCAACUUCUGUCCUAAUUCUGGAGAGACCACAGAGUAUGACACAAUCCCUUAUGCUGAUUUCAUGAUGGCCAUAAAGCAGUGAGUGGAAGAAUGUGACUUGGACAUGAUGUUGAGUCAUGGUGUCAGGGGACUUGUUGCUCUAGAGAUGACUUUUCUCUCUGAGGUGAAUCUAAGAAGCUCUCAGGGGAAGGCUCAGAGAGCCUGUGAUGGCUCUGGCCCUAUGCCCAAGGCUUCCCAAGUGUGGUUCACAUAGCUGAAGUAAAUGGAUACAACUGUAAUUCAGAGGGAACCCUCUGAAAAAAAAAUCUUAAGAAUAAAGUCUAAAGAAACCCAAUGACAAAAGCCAAUUUGGGGACAUGAAAUAAGUAGAAGACUCCAAAAGCCCCCCGCCCCCUCAAGGACAAAUCACUGCAGCCCAGGCCUGGCUUCUUGUUAGUGUUCAGCCCAUGGACCCUUUUCCACAAUGGCCCAUUUAAUGAAGAAAUAAAAGAACUUGGGAGCCCCAAAGGCCCAGUUUUACUACGGACUUUUUGUUUCUUUUUUUAAUCAAGUGAUCAGCAAUGUA
Messenger RNA from Nycticebus coucang (slow loris), 1487 nucleotides. RefSeq names its product SLAM family member 7 (gene SLAMF7). Bases 114 to 1004 code for a protein of 296 amino acids. Gene Ontology annotation, biological process: T cell activation. Lineage: Eukaryota; Metazoa; Chordata; Mammalia; Primates; Lorisidae. The transcript is spliced from 6 exons. The record is from RefSeq and is a predicted model, not a curated record. Gene Ontology annotation, cellular component: external side of plasma membrane.